GGGCACGCAAGGAAUUAGGCCAGCGCGCUCUCAGCGCCCGGUCCCGUGGCUAGCGCUGCCUUCCAAAGCAACCAAAAGGGCGCGCGGGGGGCGGCACCACCCGCGUCGUCCGUGUCCCUAUCCCUUCAACAACUUAGCGCCGGGGGGCAACUCGGGAUCGACCCUUUACAAGCACACUCGCGCAGCAACAUCCCCCACCCCAGAAACGUGCAACGCGAUCGCCCCCCGUCCUAUUCGCCGCUUGCUUCCGCCACGGCCGGGAGGGGAGGAGCACUCGUGCCGCGCGUGCGCGCUUGAGUGGUCGAGAGAGAGUGUGAGCAGCUGGCGCCAUGGACCGGCGGGACUCGGAGGCGAGCGCGCCGGCAGCGGCCGCGGCGAGGCGGGCCGCGAACGGCACCGGCGGCGACGGGGCGGCCGCGGCGGGGCCGGAGCCCGGCGACGCGAACUUAGACACCAACAUGGUGAUCAUCCUGGCGGCGCUCUUCUUCGCGCUGCUGUUCGCCAUCGGGCUCAACUCGCUGGCGCGGUGCGCGCUCCGGUUCGGGGGCCGUGGCGCGGCCGGGGACGGCGGAGGCCGCAGCGGCGACGGGGUGGCGUCGGCGUCGGCGUCGGGCGGCGCGUCGUGCGUCCGCGGGAUAAAGAGGCGCGCGCUGCGAAGCAUCCCCGUGGAGGUGUACGGAGGCGGCGGCGUGGAGGGAGGCGGCGCCGCCGCCGGGGCGGGGGAGGAGGACGUGUGCGCCAUCUGCCUGGGCGAGUUCGCGGACGGCGAGACGGUGCGCGUGCUCCCGCGGUGCGGGCACGGGUUCCACGUCCCCUGCGUGGACGCCUGGCUGCUGUCCCGCGGCUCCUGCCCGACGUGCCGCCGCCCCGUGAUGGACGGCAGCAAGCCCGCGGCCGCCAAGGCCGGCGCCGCGGGCCAGAGCCGGCGUCGGCCGGAUGGCGACACCAUCGCCGUGGUCAUCGCUUGAUUCUCCCGGGGGGGAGCAGAGCAAUCGGAGCAGGCCUAGUGGUGGUAGGCAGGCGCGCAACACAAGCAAACGACACCUGACCAGUGACCAAGCAAAGGUACAGUUCUGGACUUCCGGGCCCGUGGCGUGGAUAAGCUCCUGUAAAAAUAUCUCCGUAGCCUA
Molecule: messenger RNA, 1130 nt
Organism: Panicum virgatum (switchgrass)
Lineage: Eukaryota; Viridiplantae; Streptophyta; Magnoliopsida; Poales; Poaceae
Product: RING-H2 finger protein ATL74-like
Exons: 1
Coding region: 330-968 (212 amino acids)
Source: RefSeq, a predicted model, not a curated record